AUCAAGGUCAUGAGUCGAGAUGGACGAUGUGUUGAUCACAAGACAAUGAAUUGAUUAAAUUUUUAUAGAGAAUAUUUCAAAUAUUAGACCAAAGCUAACAUCAUGAUGAGCUCAGCAGAAAAUCCCAGCAAGGAGACCAAAGAUGACAAGAAGGGAAAAAAGAUCCAAUUACAUGAAAAUGAUCUGCUCUGUAAAAAUGGUUGUGGUUUCUUUGGUAAUCCUGCUUGGCAAGGAUUCUGUUCUAAAUGUUACAGGGAAGUCUAUCAGAGUGCUCGUCAAGCCCAAAUGCAGCAUGAUGCACAUCGGCAAGAAGCAAAAAAGAAAGUAGAUUUACCAACAUCGUUUAGUAAAUUUGCUGAGAAGAAAACUCAACAAAGUAACAAAAGAGCAAAUACAGUAAAAGCCAUUUUCCGUAAAACAACAGCAAAAGAUUCAGAUCAAUCAACUACUAUAAAGAAAGAAACUCGUAGAUCGAGUAUAGAAAGUCAGAAAAUUGGACAUGAAUUUAUGGAGUUUCUGAAAACCCUCCGUAAACCUGCUGCACUGGAAAUAUCCAAAAAUGUUCGAACUUUCAUAGAGAAAGUGCCCCCAUAUGAAGACGUUAUUGAAGUUUCAAAUCUGGUUCAGGAUUUUUAUCAAUCUCUAAAUGAUAAACUUCUCUCUGCAUCUCUCUUUAAAGGUCUAAGUCAUGAAACUAUUGAGAAGGUAAUGGAUUAUACAGAGAGAUAUAUAUUAACCCGAUUAUACCGCUACAUUUUCUGUCCGCCUACAAUUAAUGAUGAAGAACGAGACCUGGAGCUGCAAGCUAAGAUACGUAGUUUACAUUGGGUGACGGCCCAACAACUCGAAGCAUUAAUUAAUGAGAAUGAUCCUGAUAUACGACUUGAGGUAGAUAAAGCUAUAACAGAUAUUAUAGAACUUGAUUCUAAACGAGCCACCCAAGAUAAACUGGAUAGUGUAGUCAAGUGCAGUAAACAUAUAUUUGAGGCGUUACGUCAAACGAAACAAGGUCCUGCUAGUGCUGAUGAGUUCCUACCAGCAUUAAUCUAUAUUGUAUUGAAGGCUAAUCCUCCGUUAUUACAGUCCAAUAUACAGUAUAUAACACGCUUUGCUAAUCCCAGUAGAUUAAUGAGUGGAGAGGCUGGAUAUUAUUUCACUAAUCUGUGUUGUGUUGUCAACUUUAUACAAAAUCUAACAGCUGAAUCACUGAGUUUAUCUCAACAAGAAUACGAUCGAUACAUGUCAGGGGAGUUAACUCCGUCUAAUGACAAUCAGUAUAUGUGUGAAGGACUACGUUUAAUGCAUGAGAAUUUACGUUCACUGUCCGAUAUGAGAACAAGACAAGAAAAAAUGAUGGCAGAAACCCUCCAACUUCAACAAGACAUGGUGGAAUUCAAAGAUGAUUUUAUCCGUGAAAUCCACAGAGUAGUUGAAAAUAAUCCGCUUAAAAUAAAGCCAAGAAAAACAAAAGUUGAUCUGGAUGAGACAGAGGAUACAAAAAACCUAAAUCUCCCUUCUCCGCUUCUUCCCCAACAAGUUACUCCCCUUGAUACUAACUCCUCAACACAAGAAGAACAGGUGUCCCAAGGGCAGAUAACUAACACUGCGUGCAAUGAUUUACCUGUAACAGAUUGAUUUGAGAGAUUAUUUUUCUAUUUUUUCAUUAUAUUUAUUAUGAAUAGAAAUUAUUUAUUAGUAAUUUUGUUGGGAGAGGGAUACCGGUUUAUUUAUUAUUUUCUUUUAAAAAACACUGGGAGUCAAUAUCAUUCCAAUUUUGUUAUAAAAAACAUGAACUAGACCCAGAAAUCAACUUUAUAUCCACAUCAUGUGUUUCAGCAAUAUUUUAUUUUACCAAUAAAUCAGUAUGUUUUUUCAUUGAAUUUACCAAUUUAAGUAAUGUGACCUAGUCUAACUGCAGCCCAAACUGAUCAGCUGCUAUGCAUUGCCAUUGCUAUAAGCAACUCCUGACACGCCCAUACCUAUAAAUUUGACUUUUUAUCCCUACUGAUGUCUUACACAUAGUGAUAUCAUGAGGUGAUAUUAUAGCUGUUGGCUAUAUUCAGGCCGCUUGAGGUCAGGUCGGGUCGGGUCAGGAGGUCAUUUCCAAAUACAAAAGGUCAAAUUAUAUAAAAUAAAGGUACUGGCAACAUGCCAAUCGCACAUUACUUACAUUAGAUGAAAUAUUGGACAAUUUCAUUGAAAUGCAUGUCUGGGAUAGUGUCUGUAUAUUAAGUUGUUUAAUGGUUUCAAGCAAGACUGCCUAAUAUAAUGAAACAACAUUCGGGCAUUACUUAAAGUCUUGCUUUCGAACAUUAAACCAAACAUAAUGUAUUGGCUGUUUGCCAGAGAACUAAUGCAUUUAUAAAAUUUGUAUAGAAUAAUCAAUGAUUGUUUCAGUUAGUAAAUAGUAAUAUUCUUUUAUUCAUGAUAUAAUUAAUUGAAUGGAUAUCAUAACUAGGUCUUAGAGUAGGUCGUUUAACUCAUUUAAUUUCAUUUGCCCAGAUCUUAGAGUGGGAUGUUGAACAUAUAAUUUUCCUAGGUGUUAGUAUAGUUCUGUAUAAAUAAUUUUAAUAUAUUUUUAAAACGUUGUUGAAAUCCAUAAUGAUAAUAUUUAUAUACAAAAGUAUGUGCACUUCCCACAUAACCUAGAAGUGAUAUCAGAUGUUAGGAUAAGUAAGCAAGCUAUGUGAACUUCCCAUAUAACCUGGAAGUGAUAUCAGAUGUUAGGAUAACUAGGCAAGCUAUGUGAACUUCCCACAUAACCUAGAAGUGAUAUCAGAUGUUCGGAUAACUAGGCAAGCUAUGUGAACUUCCCACAUAACCUAGAAGUGAUAUCAGAUGUUAGGAUAAGUAAGCAAGACAUGUGAACUUCCCAUAUAACCUGGAAGUGAUAUCAGAUGUUAGGAUAACUAGGCUUACAUGCAGGAUCAUAUUUAAUGCACUGCUAACAGUAAGUUCAGGAGUUCAUGAUUUUAUGUCUAAGAAAAUGUGUUCCAAUUUAUUUGAGGAUUUGUAUGCCACAUAUAUGUUGAGAUGGACUUUAAAUUAAAAGUAAUUAUUAAUGAAUAUUUCCUUCUUGCUUUAAUAUAACGAAAUACAGAUGUAGAAAGCCCCUAGAAAUGUUAUGCAAUGUGAAAUUCAAUCUGAUUAAAACACAGAUCCUAUUUUGUUUCAGGGGGGUUGGAUUUCCGAAUGGUUAGCACCUCGCUGUAUCAUAAAGUCUGUCAUUGAGUCGACUGGCGUGGUUUCGAAUCCCCGGUUGUACGUGACAAGGAGUAGGGUCGCCUGUCCAACCUCGUGGGUUUUCUCCGGGUCCUCCGGUUUCCUCCCACUGCUAAAGACCCCUAUGCGCAAGCGAAUUAUUGAAAUAAAAAUAAACCAUAUGUUAGUCCCGAAAUGACCUAGUUGUGUCGAGUGGACGUUAAACCCCAUUUCUCUCUCUCUCUCUAUUUUGUUUCGGUUAUUAUAGUUCAAAAUUUCGUUUUACUUCACAACACUAGGAUCUGGAAGAGUUAUUAUAUAAUCUGCCUUCUGGUUGAUGUGAGGGAUUAGCCAAUAAAACGAUCUGUUACGGCGAGUUCUUGGCAUGCGGUGCACGGAACUGUGGGUAAGCCACUAGAAACGUUAACGAUGAUUGAUUAAUCACAGUCUGACGUCAUAGGGUCAAAAGCCACUCGUAUGACCCUUAACACGACCUUCCACUACAACCGGUCAAAACUUCAUGUAGUGUAGGCCAUCGAAAGUAUAAAAAAACGAAACGAAAUAUAGAUCUGUAUUUUAAUCAGAUUGUGUGAAAUUUGUACCUGUUUGAAUGUGUCUGAUGCUUGUCACUGCUUAAAGCUUUAGUAACAUUUUUCUAACACAUAUAUUUUUACUUGUAUGUUUUAAUCAUCACAAUUUACACAAAAUUAUAAAAUAACCCUUGCUACAAAAGUGAUUUGGAUUUUUAUACGCCCACAUUGAAAUGUGGUCAUAUAUUGUCGUUGUGUCCGUCUGGCAACAAAAUUCCUUCUGAUAAUUACUUAAUGGGUUGUUACUUGUAAUCAGAAUUUAGAGUGUAGUAAAUGUUUUAAUUACUGACAAAAGAAAAAAUAUGGGACAACCCUUGUUGACUGCUCGGAGGACUUAGCUGCUGUGAGCGUAUGUUUUGUUGCCUGGCAACCUAUCUUUUUUAUUGUUAUUUUGAAUAUCAUGUAGACUUUAAUCCAUUACCUGAAGGGUGUAGAUGAACAAAUUGAUUGAUUGAUAAACACAGACAUCAAAAUAAAAUACCUGGUAUUGGGAAGUUAGUAAAAAUCAAUUAGGAAGAGUUUACUAUGAAGUUCAAAGAAUAUAUAUAUAUAUAUAUAUAUAUAAGUGUAUUUGAACAAAUUAGAUGUAGAGUUCUCUACCCUGUUUAUUGUCUAUUGUUACCAUGACAACUCUAUUUGUUUAUAUUCUAUGAUUGUAUUGUAAAUAUUUAUCGCAGUGAAAAUAAAAUUGUUAAAUCUUUA
Molecule: messenger RNA, 4493 nt
Organism: Patella vulgata (common limpet)
Lineage: Eukaryota; Metazoa; Mollusca; Gastropoda; Patellidae
Product: rab5 GDP/GTP exchange factor
Exons: 7
Coding region: 103-1635 (510 amino acids)
Biological process (GO): vesicle-mediated transport
Cellular component (GO): endocytic vesicle; cytosol
Molecular function (GO): zinc ion binding; DNA binding; guanyl-nucleotide exchange factor activity
Source: RefSeq, a predicted model, not a curated record